Molecule: messenger RNA, 2176 nt
Organism: Papaver somniferum (opium poppy)
Lineage: Eukaryota; Viridiplantae; Streptophyta; Magnoliopsida; Ranunculales; Papaveraceae
Exons: 7
Coding region: 739-1986 (415 amino acids)
Source: RefSeq, a predicted model, not a curated record
CUCCCCAUUUCUCUCCUUCGCGUCUGCCCAACUUCCUUAUAGUUUCAUAACUACUCUCGGAAAAAAAUUCAAAAACCAAAUUCAUUCUCUCCUCCUUUUGUAAAUCUUCGCUGUCAUCUUCAUCACCAUCAAUUGAUAAUCAACAAUUUUAGAUUUUAGUGGAGUAAACAGUAAAUCGGAAGUUUUAAAUGGGAAAGAAAAAGCCUAGAAAAAAUGCGAAAGAAAUUGAGUGCGAUUCAGAAGAAGCAGAAACAACGAAUCGAGUAACAAAUGCAAUGAUAGGAAGUAGCGAAAUUGAAUGUGAUUCAGAUCCAGAUCAAACUGAGAGUCAAGAGCAGUAAAUCAGUAGAAAUCGGAUGAAUGGGAUGAAGAAGAAGUAUCAUCUGGAAAGCCAUAUAGAUCAGGUUUUUAUGCUUUGUCGGCUUUCAUGAGGGAUAUGAAUGAAAAAAAUUUGAAGUUGAGUAAAGAACAAUUGGAUGUACUUAUGGAAUCUCCCCUUUGGUGACUUGUACAUAAUGUUCUUGGAGAAUGAAUACGGUCCAUCCCACUGGAACAAAACUGAUAAAGCCUUCACGAAGUUCUUGAGGUGCUUCAAAGGAGCGACAAAACAUGAAAUCAAGUUUGAGUUUGUUCGAAAUGGUGAAAAACACAUAAUCUCGUCCACGCCACAAGAGCUGGGUCUCAUUCUUGGAAUGCCAUGCAUUGAAGGGAGAAAACGUGCAACAAAAGAGGCGAUGUAUGGUGGUUGCUUUAGAAUCUGAAUUUUACCGUAGGAUUUUUGGUAAAGCUAAAUCUGUAACAAAGGCAUCGAUACGAGAAGCAAUCUACCGAUUGGUAAAAGCUAAUGGAGCAAAUGAAAUGGAACCGUCUAUUAGAAGGACAGAUAAUGAAGACUUGGCGAUGCUUAUCGGUCUGUACAUGUGCAACACUAUCUUUUUUACAACGAAAGAUGCAAUUACAAUAAAGGAGAAGUAUCUGGGUUUAGUGGUUAAUUUUGAAAGAUGUAAAACCUUGUCAUGGGCACACCUGAUACAUGCACAUUUGGCCAGACGCAUCAACAAAAGUUUCAAAAACCCAGAAAACAUUACUGGAUGUGUUUUUUAUCUUCCGAUUUGGUUUGCUGAGCAUACCAAAAUAGUGGUGCCAAAAGCAUUACCAGAAGAUAAAUUUGUACCGACAGCAGGUAGGUGGAAUCUGAAACAGAUUUGCACUGCAUUACUCAAAGACAUGGAUGAGUCGAAAUAUGUGUUUGAUCAAAAAUUUGUCGAGCCUUACACUGAGAAAGAAAAGGUUGUACUGAAUAUGAGUGAAGAGGGUGGCAUUAUGUUCUUGGAAGAAGGCAGAGAAGACAAAUAUGAGGAAUUGAGGAUGACUAUAAAGUCAAGUUGGGAACAAAUGCAGAAAAUGGAUUGUAAUAAUGAAGAAGUUGUGCCUAAAAUGCAAGAGAUGUUGAACAAGAUCUACUUCAAAGCCUACCCAGACAUUCAGCCUGAUAGAAUACAUAAAGAAUUUGAUGAUUCUGUACAAUUGGAUGAUGAUGCAAAACUUGAUGUGCCUAUGUCACAUCAAGAAGCACCAGAAGAUGAUUCCAAUUCGGUACAGGUUAAAAAGGAUGAUGAUGCAAAAGUUGAUGUGCCUAUGUCACAUCAAGAAGCACCAGAAGAUGAUUCCAAUUCGUCACAGGUUAAAAAUGAUAAGAGGGUUGAAUUUGAUGAUUCUGUACAAUUGGAUGAUAAUGCAAAAGUUGAUGUGCCUAUGUCACAUCAAGAAGCACCAGAAGAUGAUUCCAAUUCGGUACAAGUUAAAAAUGAUAAGAGGGUUGAACUUGUUUUUGAUGAUGAUGUUGAAAACAUGGACGUUGCCGAUAUUUUAAUAGGGUUGAAGGAAACACCAAGAUUGGAGACCUCGGCAACGGCUAUUAAUCCAGAGCCAACUCCUAUUGUUACUGAUGCAGGGCAUACUACAAUUUCAGAAGAUUCCGCUUAGAGGUUUGGCUUCCAUGGUUUCUUAGUUUCAGUCUUUCUUAUUUUUAGGAUUCUUUUAGAUUUCCUUUUAGUUUUCUGUUUCCUAGUUUUGUUAUUCUUCAAACCUAUAUAAAGGCUAGAUUAAGUCUUGUAAGAUCUAUCUAUUACUCAAUCAAAUUAUUAAACACAAAACUUAUCUUUCUCUUCUUGCU